This is a messenger RNA of Ostrea edulis (European flat oyster), 3765 nucleotides long. Its product is annotated as phosphoenolpyruvate carboxykinase, cytosolic [GTP]-like. Gene Ontology annotation, cellular component: cytosol. Gene Ontology annotation, biological process: hepatocyte differentiation; cellular response to insulin stimulus; propionate catabolic process. Bases 738 to 2699 code for a protein of 653 amino acids. NCBI's taxonomy places the organism in Eukaryota, Metazoa, Mollusca, Bivalvia, Ostreida, Ostreidae. The transcript is spliced from 9 exons. Gene Ontology annotation, molecular function: manganese ion binding; GTP binding; phosphoenolpyruvate carboxykinase (GTP) activity. The record is from RefSeq and is a predicted model, not a curated record.
AGGGAAAACUGAAGAACGCUGAUGGGUAAGUUUUUCUGAUUUUUACAAUUUUUCCCUUUUUUUAAUUUGUAAUUAUUCUAUCGUAUUUCUAUGUUGACUACACUUAUAAACUUGUCACUGUGUAAAAAUGGUUUAUUCUGUGUGCAAAUUCAUCGUAAAGUCAUAUUUUGGAGAAAUAUGGAACAUGUUUACUUCGACGAAAACAACAUCUCCCGAUGUUCAUGCUAAGAUUAGUAAACUAUUUGAAAUGAAACUCUAUGUGAUAUCAGUGGAUAUCUGUAAACUGAUAAUGUAUGAAAAUGAUCAUACAACUAUAACUUUUUAUCUACUUUAGGAAAAAAGAUAAAAAUCGAUAUUUUUCGAUAGUGUCCUGUUUGUUCCCGAAGCUACGAAGGCGUUGUCCUGAUCGACCAAUCAGAAUGCUUCGUUAGAAAACGCCUUCUAGUAUGGUGUGACUAGUUUUGAAAAAGUAGUCUCGCUAUAUAAUGAUCGAGCAUGUGCUAUUUACUGUAGUAUUCUUUCAACAUAGCAGCAAAAGUAGACGAAUGACUACUACGUGACAAAUUUUAUCAUCCUGUGCAGUCAUUCAUGAAUUUGGAAAUUUAAGUAUUCAUCCGCAAGGUGAAUCAUAUGAAAGUUCCGAUAUCGGGUCAGCAUUGUCAUUUACUGCGCCGGUAGAGAAAGGGUUUGAUGUGUGAUGGACUUUAUUUGACGGGAUUUUAGAAGAUUUCUUGAUCAUGUAUGCGUUCACAAAAAUAAUUAGACAGUGCGGCCAUUUCAGGCCCAGCUUUGCUGGUCGGAUCGCUCAAGAAGCCCUGGGUAAUGGUAGCUUCGUUCGACCCUAUCAGAGCAUCGCUUCGCAAGUUUUGUAUGGUAGGUGGAGUGAUCUGCCAAAGAAAGUUCAGCAUUAUGUGGAGGACAAUGUGAAACUGUGUCAGCCGGACACCAUCCACAUCUGUGAUGGCUCAGACCGCGAGAACCAGAUGCUCCUGUAUAUCUUACAGAGGGACGGCAUGAUCAGACCUCUCCCAAAGAUGGACAACUGUUGGUUGGCCAGAACAGAUCCUAAAGAUGUAGCCAGGGUGGAGAGCCGGACAUUUAUCUCCACGGAGAACAUGAGGGAUACCAUCCCAGUCGUAAAGAACGGAACAGUGGGAACUCUGGGAAACUGGAUGUCCCCCGAUGAUCUGGACUCUGAACUGAACAUGAGAUUCCCGGGUUGUAUGAAAGGCAGGACUAUGUUUGUGAUCCCAUUUAGCAUGGGACCAGUGGGAUCGGCGCUUUCCAAGAUUGGCAUUGAGCUCACAGACUCGGCGUAUGUCGCAGCGAGCAUGAGAAUCAUGACGAGAGUUGGUUCAAAGGUCCUGAAGACGAUGGGAAACGGAGACUUUGUCAAGUGUCUACACUCCGUGGGAACACCGCUACCUGUUAAAGAACCUUUGAACAGUAAUUGGCCUUGCAAUCCCAAGGACACCAUCAUUGCCCACUUGCCUGAGAGGAAUGAAAUCUGUUCCUAUGGUAGUGGCUAUGGAGGAAAUUCACUGCUGGGAAAGAAGUGUUUUGCCCUCCGACUGGGAUCAAUCCUGGGGAAAAGAGAGGGCUGGCUAGCAGAGCAUAUGUUGAUCUUAGGAAUUGAGAAUUCUGAGGGAGAGAAAAAAUACUUUGCAGCGGCUUUCCCAAGUGCUUGUGGGAAAACGAAUUUGGCUAUGAUGAAGUCUGCCCUUCCUGAGUACAAGAUAACCUGCGUGGGAGACGACAUAGCCUGGAUGAGGUUCGAUAAGGAUGGAAAACUCCGAGCCAUUAACCCCGAAGCUGGAUUCUUUGGAGUGGCUCCAGGAACCUCGGUGAAGACCAAUCCAAUGGCUAUGGAUACCAUUUCCAAAAACACCAUCUUCACCAAUGUGGCAGAGACAUCGGAUGGCGGUGUAUAUUGGGAGGGAUUGGAGGGAGAACUCCCCCGAUCUACAAAAAUCAAGUCUUGGUUAGGCGUGGAGGACUGGCAUCCUGAGCAGGGCAAACAGGCAGCCCACCCUAACUCGAGAUUUUGCACACCAGCUGCACAGUGUCCUAUUAUGGAUGAGAAGUGGCAGGACCCAGAAGGAGUUCCGAUUGAAGCCAUCAUUUUUGGUGGACGUCGACCUGAAGGAGUUCCACUGGUCUACGAAGCCUUUAACUGGCAGCAUGGAGUGUAUAUUGGGGCCUCUAUGAGGUCAGAAGCGACGGCAGCAGCGGAGCAUACAGGGAAAGUGAUUAUGCACGAUCCUUUUGCAAUGCGUCCAUUCUUUGGCUACAACUUUGGGCACUACUUAAAACACUGGUUAAGUUUUCAAGAGAAAGAAAACGUAGAAUUGCCAAAGAUUUACCAUGUCAACUGGUUCAGAAAGGACAAAAAUGGCAAAUUUAUAUGGCCCGGUUUUGGGGAGAACUCCCGUGUCUUGGACUGGAUCUUCAGACGCGUCAAUGGCGAGGACUGUGUUGUACCGUCUGCCAUCGGAAAUCUUCCCAAAAAGGGAUCCUUGAAUCUGGAUGGACUGAAGGAUGAUGUGGACAUGGAUGCCUUGUUCAGUAUUCCAAAAGAGUAUUGGCAGCAGGAAGUUAGGGACAUUGGCAAAUACUUUGACGAACAGGUUCAUGAGGAUCUACCUCCGGAGAUCAUGAAGGAGCUAAGGGGCCUGGAAGCCCGCGUCAACACCAUGUGAAUAAACAGUCCCUUCCGUUACUCUAAUAAGAGGACUGUUGGGCACAUGGUCUAAUUCACAACAUUUUUAUAAGUGACAUUAUGUGAUGAAUGCAUUUAAUAUAUUUACUUACUGUGUAAGGAAAAUAGAUUUUAGUCAUUUAUUUUUUAUUUUAGAGGGGAUUUUAAUUGCUUUUAUGGCAUAACGAACCAUCAUCAUAUUUUACGCAUGUAUGGUGGGUUUUUUUCUGGUACAUGUAUAUUGUGAUUUUAAUGAAGAUUUUUACAGAAUGUAAAUGUGUGUGUUUAAUGUUCAGCAAGGGGGAUAAUGAUACGUACUAGGUGCAAUGAAGUGUAGCGGUGUCAUCAUUUUCUAUGUAAUGUCUACGACCUUUCCAAUAUUGAUCUCAGGUAUCAGUUUCUCAGCUGGUUGUGCAUGAUGUCAGUUCUCAUAGACAGGUACAGUUAAACUUUAGUAUCUCGAACAUCGAUAUCUCAAAUGUCAUGGAUAUGUUGAAGUGAGUUGGAAGUCCCAACUACAUUUUCUUUAUGUAUUUUAACCCUGAUAUCGCGAACCUUCAGAUAUCUCGGGAAUUUUUCUCUGCCCUAUCGAGUUUUGAGAUAACGAGGUUUGACUGUAGUAAGUCUGAUGGCAAAUGAGUGACUGUAUAGUAAGUCUGAUGCCAGGUUAUUUCAUAGGUUCUAUAUUCAAACAUCUUCAUAAUCAUGAUAAUAACUCAUUCUUUUAAAUCAUUCCUACAAUCAUUUACAAGAAUGUCCAUACAACCAGAGACUGUAAAGCUGUGCUUUGUAAUGAUAUAUAUAAGUAUGCACAUAGAAUUAAUUGUACGACUGUGAUAAAUUCAUUGCCAUUAUGUUGAAAUAAUUUGCAAGUUGCAUUAAUACACGGGAUGCAAGAUAAGGAAAUCAUUAUUGUUACAAUAUUUCACUGCCUGUGACAUAAUAUGUAUGCAUAUUUCUUGUCAAACAGAUCUUAAUCUUGUUUUAGCAAUAUUUUGACUGGCAGAUUUACUUUGCCCAAGAGAGGGACUACAUUUUAAAGGAAAUACAAUUUUUUAAAGAAUGAA